Molecule: messenger RNA, 2673 nt
Organism: Mesorhabditis spiculigera
Lineage: Eukaryota; Metazoa; Nematoda; Chromadorea; Rhabditida; Rhabditidae
Source: the annotation of a GenBank genome assembly
AUGAAACUAAAUUUUCUGACCCAGGUGGUGACGCCGAUCCCCGGGUCGGCGGCCACAACGCUGCCAUGUUGGGAGCGGCCGAUCGGUUGUGCUAUCUCGUGCCCGCAUGGCUUCCGGAGAUCCGCCCUCGGCACUUGCUUGUGCUCCUGCGCAGCCUCGCCUUGUAUCACGCAUGUCUGCGGCCAGGAGGAGAUUUGCGUCCUACAGCACGGAAAUCCGAAAUGCGUCGCUGUCAACGGGGAGGCAAUCGUAGGCAAAGAAAAACCCCGACCGGAAUGCCCGCGGUUGAUCGGAGGUCUUUGUGCGCUGAAAUGUGAAGAGGAUUCGGAUUGUAGUGGGAGGCUAAUCUGUUGCCACAAUGGCUGUGGGCGGGAAUGCGUCGCCCCCGUUCAGCCAUUUGCCAUCGCCGCGGCUCCUGUGCCGAAUAGUUUCCCGAUAAUACCAUCGGCUCGCCCUUUGCCUGGCCGAAUCGGCACGCCCGUUUAUAACUCGGCGGAAGCCAUUCCCUCUGAGCCGCAUCACGAAAAAGCCAGGCAAAUCCCUGUGCAGACGAUCAUCGCGAAACCGAUGCCGGUGAAGGGUGGGCAAGCGAAUCCAGCUGCCGAUCGGCCUCCAGGAGAAUGCCCGUCCGCCGCAGUGCUGGCCACCGAAUGCCCAAAGUUGUCGCUCGGAGACGGGAUUCCAACGCCGAACUGCCAGGGCGACGACGAAUGCCCGGCUUCUUUUCUGUGCUGCCCGACAGCUGCGUGUGGAAAUGUAUGCACAGCUCCCACAAAAACUACAGGUUGCCUCCACCUUUUGGCCUCGGCUCUUCGGUUACCGCAAAAAGCGCUCGCCCACGAUUUCUUGCCGGUGUGCACGAAAGAUGGGCAAUUUGAGAAGAUACAGUGUGACGAUUUGUAUUGCUGGUGCGCAGAUGUCUCCAACGGUGCCGAAACGCCAGGCACACGUCGCCCGAAAAGCCUGAAAUCGCCGCUACUCUGUUUAUCCCCACGCUCCUGCCAGCUCUCCUGCACGAACAAAUGUCCGCACGGGCACAAAAUGGACACCAGCGGGUGUCCGUUGAAGAGCUGCGAGUGUCGAAGCCCUUGCGAUGGCAUACGGUGCUCCCUUGCUUGGGAAACCUGCCAACUCGUCGAGCCGGAUUGCGCCCAACCACCGUGUUUGCCCGUUCCCAGAUGCCUGAUCAACCCGUGCCCGGAAGGCGAUCCGCUGACGCUGCGCAACGGCGUGACGGCCCUCUGCACCGAGGCCACCCACUGUGGCCAGCACUUUUUCUGCCACCUGAUCGGCUAUAACGGCCUCGGCUUCUGCUGUCCCGGCGAAAAACGGGACGCGAGAGAAGGCAACUGUCCUGCCAGACAGCCACAGCUUCGCCCUGGUUGUCAUCAGGAAUGUAUCGUCGACCUGGACUGUGCCGUCGGAAAGUGCUGCUUCGAUGGUUGCGCCCUGCGUUGUGUGAGCAACGCCUUCCUCCCCCAUCCGCUCACCCCAAUACGCCCGGUUACCGUUUCCGGAUCCUCGUCGAUACCUACCACGACGUCCGGAGGUUCCGGCUUCUCCCCUGGGGCCGUGUUUCUACGGAAUAAAGAGGUCUUCACGCGCAAAAUGGCAAGUUGUGCGGCAGUGGAAGAAGAAGCGACCGGAAAGAGGUGCAACUCGGACUGUGCUUCGGACGCUUCUUGCGAGGGGUCACGGAUUUGCUCCUGCGUCCAUCGUUGGGUCACGUCGGCGCUGUAUUCACUCCGUUCCGUGCUACAAUGCGCCGCCGAUGGCCAUUUUGACAAGCGCCAGUGCGACGAUGAUGGGUGCUUUUGCGUCGAUCAAUUUAAUGGGCUCGAGCAGGCCGGCACGCGAGUACCACACUUGACAAUUCCUACCUGCAUACCUGAUCUCUCUCCCUGCCGCUUACCGGUCUGCCGCGCCGAAUGCCCGCACGGAUACACCAUUUCGCCAGCUGGAUGCCCCUCAUGUGUUUGCAGGAAUCCAUGUUUGGAGGUCAAAUGCCCCCAGGGUUCAUUCUGCCAAUUGAGCGACGUGAAAUGCCGCGAUGGCGACGACCGUGAAUGCCCGAAACAACCGCGAUGCAUCGCUAACGCCUGCCCGCACGGCGACCCCUUCACCACCUCGGCCGGAUUUGUGCAAAACUGCCAGGCGGCCGCCGAUUGUCCAAGGCAUUUCUGGUGCCAUAAGUUUGGAGCCUCAUCGGGCGGUGUUUGCUGCCCGGGAACGACGCCAAAUAUCCGAGGCGGCUCCUGCCCGGCCACCACUCCCCUUAUCGACGAUCUGAGCGUCGAGUUGUGCAAGAAGCAAUGCUUGACCGACGAGCAUUGUCCCCCUCAGCACAAGUGCUGCUACAAUGGCUGCGGGAUGAGCUGCAUCGCGGCCGCCGCUUCAUUUUCGGAGGCCGCACCGGAAACGCCAAUACUUGUGAAGCCCGGCAGCUGUCCCGCUGAAACGGUGGAAAAAGAAAAGUGCCCAACCACCGCCGUGGACCUGUGCCUGCACGAUUCGGCGUGCCCGGGCGUCCAGAAGUGCUGCUCGGACGGGUGUCGAAAGUAUUGCACAUACCCGGAAAAAGCUUCCGCUUGCGUCCAGCUGAAAUCCGCGCUUCAACAAAUCGGCCAGACGAACGACGUGCAGUGCGAGAUGGGUAGGUUUUUAUUUAUAUAU